AUGGCUUCAUCAAGCUUUUCACCAGCUGCACCUCAAGUAUUCAAUGGAGAAGGCUAUCACAUAUGGGUGGUCAAAAUGAAGACUUACCUGCAGGCUUAUGAUCUGUGGGAGGUGGUCAACUCAGAUGUUGAACCGGAACCACUUAGAGGCAAUCCAACAGUGGCUCAGAUCAGGCAGCAUGCUGAUGAGAGGACCAAGAGGCACAAGGCCAUGUCUUGCAUUCAGAACUCAGUGUCAGAUGUGAUUUUCACAAGGAUUAUGGCCUGUGAAUCACCAAAACAGGCCUGGGAUAAGUUGCAAGAAGAGUUUCAAGGGACAGAGAGGACAAGGAAAGAUUCAUCGAAUUUGAGGAGAGAUUUUGAGAAUUUAAAGAUGAAAGAAGAAGAAACUGUCAAGCAAUAUUCUGACAGGAUUAUGGCUGUGGUUAAUAGCAUCAGGCUCCUUGGAGAGCGGUUUAAUGAAGCUAGGAUAGUGGAGAAAGUAAUAGCAACUCGCCGAGAGGUAUGA
Molecule: messenger RNA, 507 nt
Organism: Gossypium raimondii (Peruvian cotton)
Lineage: Eukaryota; Viridiplantae; Streptophyta; Magnoliopsida; Malvales; Malvaceae
Exons: 1
Coding region: 1-507 (168 amino acids)
Source: RefSeq, a predicted model, not a curated record